CGCCAAAUUAUGGCGAACGCCGAAUGCUCGUGGCGGUGGCUCUGCAGCGAGUUACGGCUUCGCCAUAUCCUCAUACUUCUGCUGAACCCUACGCCGCGAACGGAGUGUAAAUCGUUUGAAGGAAAACGCAGAUUUCAGAUCCAAGCGAAAACGCAAAAUGAUUGGAGCACUUAAUUGCGGUAUUCUGCUGCGCGGAUCAAGACUAUGCAAUUACUGGAAAGUUGCAUCAAAUGUGAAGUUCGACAUGCCAUCGAACUCUACAACAGCAAUGAUGAAUAGGCCACUAGCAAGAGAAAUGUGCAAAGUUCUGCCACAAAGGACUUCGAAAUCAUUAAAAACACAGGGCACAGAUGGUAUACCACUUAAUUACGACAUUAUCUAUACCUCACAUGAAUAUCACACUCAGGCUCAGUAUAUGUUCACAUUUAUGCCAGUUGGAGCAACAAUGGGAUGUAUUUAUGAAUUACUAUACCAAUUUGAUUUUACCUUUUCUGAUCCGAUGGGUGCAGCCUUGAACAUAUGGAUUGUAAUUGCAUUUUAUUUGAUGAAUAUCAAAUCAGCUAUUUUGGCGUACAAAGCUCCAGUGAGAAUCUAUCACGACAAAGAAACAGGAAUUUAUAAGGCUGUCUUCAAUGCCUGGAGGCCAUUUAAGAUUAGGACACUGGAGUUUAAAAAGGGAUCGGUCAUGCAACUUCUACCACCUGAUGAAUUCACUUUGUUUGCACAUAGUAGAUAUCGUAUAAACGAAGAGAAUAUCUACAUGGUAUUCGAGUUUUUUAGGUACCCUAGUGAUUUGUACAAUAUGUUUGAUGCAGUAGCAUACGAGACUGAUGAAGGAGUCAAAAACAAUAAAUAGUCAUCCUAAAGUAACUGAAUCAUACAACUCUUAUAUGAGUUUCUUGUAGUUCUGACAAACUAUUGCACAACAUACGUCUUAUAUGUAUGUAAAAGAGUAUUAACGUCAGAUUUUCAACCGAAUAAAUUUAACACCACAUUAAGUUGUGUAAUGAAAUUAUCUGCAAAUUUAAUAAAUCAGAAUUACAUUUU
Diprion similis is the source of this 1047-nucleotide messenger RNA. RefSeq lists its product as uncharacterized. NCBI's taxonomy places the organism in Eukaryota, Metazoa, Arthropoda, Insecta, Hymenoptera, Diprionidae. The coding region runs from base 158 to 856 and encodes 232 amino acids. The transcript is spliced from 2 exons. The record is from RefSeq and is a predicted model, not a curated record.